AUGCCGUCCUUAAUCAGUACCAAGUUCCAACUGCCCGCUCUCGACCUCAAGUUCGGCUCCUUGACCGAGGGCACCGAUAUCCCGCCGCCGCUGCCUUCGCCCAUACAAGAGGAGCAACCCACCACUCCUCAGCCAUCAGCCGAAGAAGCCGCCAAAGCCUCGACCGCGACCAACGGCACCCAGACUUCGCCAGCUGCAGUCAGGUCCAACGGCAACAAGCAGUCCGCUGAGAACGUGCCUCUUCCUUCGUCACCAACCUCGGUCAGGACCGGACAGGGUAGCAUUCGACGUUUGUUGAGCCGUAAUCGACUGGACUCGGCCUAUGCUAACGGAGAGACCACAGCAGGAGAUGCUGGUUUAAAUGCUCUCAAGAGACCGGACAGCCGACCAACCAGCCGCAGCAACGCCAGCAUUACCACCGAAAAGCAGUCCAAACGAGCAUCUGGAUUCUUUCGCCGUUUCCGGAGUUCGCAUGAUGCGACAGACACUGCUCGGCCAAGCAGACUUUCCACCUCGAACGAGAACGAAAAGCCCUCCAUCACCAGUCCCAAGUCAAGGGGUCCGCCGCCGCCCAUGAUCCCCGAAUUCAAGGCCCUUGGGUCCAAGGUUGACCUUGAAGGCGAAGGGGGAAGUCUGGGAGAGGAUCUCUUCAAGAAUAUAAAGUAA
Diaporthe amygdali is the source of this 666-nucleotide messenger RNA. RefSeq lists its product as uncharacterized. The coding region runs from base 1 to 666 and encodes 221 amino acids. The transcript has a single exon. NCBI's taxonomy places the organism in Eukaryota, Fungi, Ascomycota, Sordariomycetes, Diaporthales, Diaporthaceae. The record is from RefSeq and is a predicted model, not a curated record.